AUGGGCGGAGAGGCCACGAAUGCCGGCGGCGGCGGUUUCCGCGCGCGGAUGGAGCACUACCUUUACAGUGGCGAGAAGAAGCACGUCCUCGCCGGCAUCGCCAUCUUCGCCGCCGCGUUCGGCGUCCCAUGGUACUUCAUGACCCGAGGCAAAGCAAAUAAGAAAUACUUCAUUGAUUCUACAAUGGAUGUUAGGACAUCAGAUGGAUGGUCCGGUAGUCUGAUCUUCACCUUUUUGUUUAGAUCUUAG
Molecule: messenger RNA, 249 nt
Organism: Miscanthus lutarioriparius
Lineage: Eukaryota; Viridiplantae; Streptophyta; Magnoliopsida; Poales; Poaceae
Source: the annotation of a GenBank genome assembly